Dromiciops gliroides (monito del monte) is the source of this 2386-nucleotide messenger RNA. RefSeq names its product cortexin 1 (gene CTXN1). The coding region runs from base 262 to 525 and encodes 87 amino acids. The record is from RefSeq and is a predicted model, not a curated record. Lineage: Eukaryota; Metazoa; Chordata; Mammalia; Microbiotheria; Microbiotheriidae. The transcript is spliced from 2 exons.
CGGCCCCGCCCCCGUCGCCAUGGGAACAGCCGCGGCGGCUCGGGCUGCGCCUCCUUCGUCUCCUCGGGCAGGGCAGGCAGGGCCAGCUGAGCCGGGGUUGAGCACACCGAGACGCGGGGAGAGAGAAGAGGAGGAGCGGAGUUAAGGAAGCGCACCGAGCCGCCGUCACCCCCAGCCCUGGGUCUCUGUGCCAGUCCGGUCCCGGUCGUGGCCCCAGAGGGGAAGGCGGACAGACGGGCGAUGUGAGCUGUUAGUGGAGCCAUGAGCUCCGCCUGGACUCCAGACUACGAGGCGCUGUCCCCGGCAGGGGCUCCAGGGCCAGGGGGGUCCGGGGGGUCCGCGGGGCUGGACGCUGAGCAGCGCACCGUCUUCGCCUUUGUUCUCUUUCUGCUGCUGUUCCUCGUGCUGCUCAUGGUGCGCUGCGUCCGCAUCCUCCUGGACCCCUACAGCCGCAUGCCCGCCUCGUCCUGGACCGACCACAAGGAGGCACUAGAGAGGGGCCAGUUCGACUAUGCGUUGGUGUGAGGGCAGAGCGGAAGGGUCCCGCACCUGCCCCUGCCCCUGCCCCUGCCCUGAGAUCCCGCCCUCCCUCCUCCUUACCUUGACAUCUCUACCCCAUCCCCAGGCUGACCUAGAAUCUAAGGCCCAGGGCCACCUCCAUUCUCGCACCCCAGCCCGGUCUAGGGCUCCCCAAACUCGCCCCCUAGCACUUUACCUCAUUCAUCAAUCCAGCCUGGCCUAACCUAAGGAUUUUCUUCUUAUUCGGACCCCCUGGUCUGUGACCCGAGGUCCCAAACUACCCUAUUCCCCUGACCCCAAGCCUGGUCUAGGCCUCCCUUCCCAAACCCGGAUUCCACCUCCAGGUCGAUGUGUCCCAGGGGACCAGAAGCCCGCGCUGCUCCUAAUCCCGACUCCUGCUCCUAAACUCACAUCUACCCCCACCCCCAGGGCACAAGAUGAGCCAGCCUAAGGUUUGGCAGUUUGGGGGGGGGGGGAGUUGAAGUGGAGGGGAUCCUUCCCACUCACUGCCAUCAGGGAAGCACUAGAGUGAGCAAGCUCUGGGAGGCAGGUCCCUCAUUCCUGUGCUUUGGGGACCCCCCCCCCCCCAGGAUGGUGGCUGCUCAUCUGCCUCCUAACCUUCACCUGCCCGGCCCACUACUUGAUGAUGGAUAGUCAAAGCUCUGGAUCCUGCCGCCUCCUCCUUUUCUUCUGCCCAUUUGACCUACUGGCCUCCCCUUCUCUCCUAACAGCUGGCCACUCCCCCAGAGCACUCAGGACCCAUGUCCCUCCCCUAGCCUGGGACUGCAGAACCUAGAUAGCCCCGGGCCUUGGGGCCAUCUCCUAGAUUGAGAAACUCAGCAAGCCCCACCCUCUUCCCCCUCCCAGCACUCUGGUCCCUCCCUCAAUUCAACAAUUAUUUGGUAAGCACCUACUAUGUGCAAGGUACUGGGCCACCAGCCCAACCCAGCCCCUUUUCCCUGACCUCAGAAACCUCUAACUUUUCCCAGUGGUUGACUUCCUGGUCAAGGAGAUCCUGAGCAGAGGGGCACUGCUGUGGGCAGUGGGGGGUGCAAUGUGGCUGAGCAGGGCACUACUAUUGAACCCAUCUCAAGGCUUCUUGAAUGCCUACUGUGUGGAGGGCAGCAGGUGAUCCAGGAUGGCUGAAACCAGACUUGGCGAUGGGUUUCUUUGACAAGGCUAUGGUCAGCCCCAAACCCUUAUCAGCCCCCCCCCACCCUACCCCCCAGAAUGGAGGGAAUGUCAGCUGAGAGCUGACACAAGUGUGGCCAACCUGCCCUCCCUGCCCCCACCGCCCUCCUCGUGUGACUGUGGUCACCUCUAAGCCUGUCUCCCUACCCCGAAUCAGGGGCCUUCUGCUCUCCCAGACCCCCCAGGCUGACUUGUUCUCCACCUCUGUGCCUUCGUUCCUACCAUUUCCCUGCCUAGAAUGGCAUCUCCAGCUUCUUGGCCACCUGCUCUUUUCCCACGCCCAUAUGAUAUCCUUGGUAUAUACCUUCUGUUGCUUUGCUGUUUGUCCUUCCCCAAAGUAUGGAAGCUUACGAAGGGUACGGGGGCCUCUUCCCCCUUGAUUACUAUAGGUAGGGUUUGGUUCUUUUCAUUCAGGGCUGGUGUCUGGCCAGCUGCCCCUGUCACGACCCCUGCCCCACCACGCUGGAUUUAUCGAGUUCCCACAAGUGCUGAGCCCCUACCCCACCUGGCUGGGCUCUAAGGACCAAAGCAGUUCACCCAGAUGCACCCCUGAGCUAAAACUAGCAGACACAUCCAGGACAAGCCAAACCUAGGAGAGGGAAGCUGGACAGCGAACAGAGACAACACCGCAGCAGCCCUAGCUCAGGCCCAAAUAAUAAAUAACAAAUCAUCCUGU